AUGGAGUCCCCGUUAAAUUCUCUCACUUUCAACGUGCUGCAGGGCCGACCCGUUCCGGACACUCACGCUGCCAACUACGACCUCGCGCGUCUCGUUACCAGAAAGUGGGAGAUCUACGCAGGCGACGAAGAACACUACCAUACCAGCAGCAUGGACGGCCGCAGUUUCUUCUUGCAAAAGAAGCAAGAUGAUAACAUCGAGAAAAUCGUCUUUCAAAGAGACAUCUUUGCCGAUCUCGCAACGCUAGACAUGUCCUAUCUAAGGGAGAGGAUAUGCUUCAAUGCCAUUGGUUCGCCCAUGUGCCUCUAUCGUCUGGGCUGCACCUUCCCCUCGGGCGUUCAUAUCGAGCCAUCGGACAAGUCGGCGUGGUGGUCCGGGUUCACUCACAAGUCGACGGGUCGGUACUUUGGAAUCAUGGAUAUCAAAGGUCGUCCAGCCCUCAGAACCGUCCGACAGCAAUCCAAUCUCCAAUUCCAGGAUGGACAGUGGCAGCUCUUAGAUGAUCUAGCAGUAUUAAGCAGCUCAGCGCUGAGGGCCAUUUCACAGCCUUACCUCGAAGAGCUUCCAAAGGAGCUUGUCGAUCAUCUCUCAGAUCCCGACACGGGCGAUGUUGUUUUUCUCAAGAAGAUGCAGGACCUUGUCUACACCAACAAUAUCUUUACAAGCGAUAUUGCCGAGUUACUGGGCUACCUUGCUUCCGACCAGUGUGUCCAUGGAUAUGGAGAUCUUGUUGCCGGUUGUGAAGAGCGAGAGCCUUAG
Messenger RNA from Linnemannia hyalina, 759 nucleotides. The record is from the annotation of a GenBank genome assembly. Lineage: Eukaryota; Fungi; Mortierellomycota; Mortierellomycetes; Mortierellales; Mortierellaceae.